Molecule: messenger RNA, 753 nt
Organism: Saccostrea echinata
Lineage: Eukaryota; Metazoa; Mollusca; Bivalvia; Ostreida; Ostreidae
Product: tumor susceptibility gene 101 protein-like
Exons: 7
Coding region: 1-753 (250 amino acids)
Biological process (GO): protein transport; endosome to lysosome transport; protein modification process
Cellular component (GO): ESCRT I complex
Molecular function (GO): ubiquitin binding
Source: RefSeq, a predicted model, not a curated record
AUGUGUACGACUCCAAAGUCCGAUGCUGUCGCCAAAUACAAGUUUGCAGAAAUUGCCCAAAAGGACAUCAUGGACGCUCUAGGUCAAUUUAAAGACCUUAGGCCUGGACAAGAAAGAUUUUAUUUCAAUGACGGUAGGAGGAUGAAAUUGUUAAAUCUAAGUGGCACGAUCCCCGUAGAGUACAAAGGGAAUGUAUACAACAUUCCUGUCACAGUGUGGUUACUGGACACGCAUCCCUAUAACCCGCCAAUGGUUUAUGUAAAUCCAACCAGUGACAUGUGUUUAAAGGCCAACAACCUUAUGGACUCUAACGGAAAACUUGAUUUGCCCUACCUGAGGGAUUGGAGAUAUCCGCAGUCGGACCUUCUCGGUCUAAUACAAAUUAUGGUCAUUGAGUUUAGCGAGAAACCACCAGUUUAUUCGAACUCUGCAUCAUCACAACAAAGACGUCAGACUCAGUUGGAACAAGGGGAACUUCUGGUUUAUUUAAGCUCUACACCAUCCCAACAAAGACCUCAAGUUCAGAGGGUACACUCACAUCCACCUGCAUGUACAGAAAGUAAUGAAAAACGUAUCUUGUGCUUCGUCAAAUUAACACGACUUUCCCGAGAUGCCCUUCAAAUAUUUUUCGAUGAUGUCUUCCCUGGGCAUGAACUGCAAAAUAUGUUGACUGACAAAAAACACUUGAUUAAGAAUGGAGGAAUUAGAAUACAUAAAGAUCAAAUACCAGUACUUUAUCCAGAUUCUCACUAG